Molecule: messenger RNA, 3594 nt
Organism: Closterium sp. Yama58-4
Lineage: Eukaryota; Viridiplantae; Streptophyta; Zygnematophyceae; Desmidiales; Closteriaceae
Source: the annotation of a GenBank genome assembly
AUGGCGCGAAGCUUCCGACAAUCGUCGUCAAUGUCGACGCUGGUGUUCUUGUCACUGCUGGUCCUAUCCUCCUCGACGGACGCGUUGAGGCCGUUUGACAGAUUGCGGCCAAGUGCAGGCGAGAGGCAACGAGCGACAACCACGGUCAAGGGAGAGCCGCUGAAGACAGUCUACAUCGUCCGCUUCCGCGCCAUGCCCCCCGCCGCCACGUACACCGGCGGAAUUCUCGGCUUCCCCGCAACCGCCGCGCCGCUAGACGGCGAAUCCGACGACGGGCUCAUCGCCACGGCGGCUUCCGCGGGGUCGGCGGAAGCCAGCGGGUUGCGACGCGCGUUCGACGCGUCGCAGCCGCACGUGCGCGCGUACGCGGCGCACCUGGUGCGCAUGCACAGCGCGGUGCUGGCGGAAGCGGGGGUCGACAGCAGCGCGCACGUUUACAGUUACACGACCGCUCUGAACGGCGUAGCAGCAACGCUCACUCCGCAACAAGUGGCGAUUCUCAAGAGACGACCAGAAGUGGGGUCCGUAAGAGAGGCGCCCAAGUACGAGCUGCACACCACCUUCACGCCCACGUUUCUGAACCUGCGCAAGCGCGUGUGGAGCAACGAGACGCUCCAGAACGGGCAGAAGGGCGCGGGGCAGCAAGGGGAGGACGUGAUUAUUGGCGUGAUCGACACGGGGAUAUGGCGGGAAAACCCUGCUUUUAGUGACGAUGUCAACCCCCCCUACGGCCCAGUGCCAGCGCAGUGGAAGGGGUCGUGCAUGACGUCAGCAGACUUCCCCAGCUGCAGCCGCAAGCUGAUUGGCGCGCGGGGGUUCUUCCAGGGGCUCAAGGCGUCGGGAUAUACCAUGGACUGGACGAUAGACUAUAAAUCUGCAAGAGACGUGGCUGGGCAUGGGACUCACACGACCAGCACGGCGGGCGGCAACAGUGGUGUGGCAGUGAAGCUGAAUGGCGUCUCGUUUGGGACAGCCAGUGGCAUGGCGCCACGUGCACGCGUGGCCAUGUAUAAGGUAUUCUGGGCGACGGAGGAGAAUGGGAGGGACAACUGUGACGGGUCGGACAUUCUCAAGGCAGUUGACGCAGCCGUGGCGGAUGGGGUGGACGUGAUCAGCCUGUCCGUGGGCCGCCAGGCGCCUCUGUUCUUUGAUGAUGAUGAGAUUAUCUACCUCAAUGCCGCCAGGGCAGGGGUGCUGGCGUCAGUGUCAGCAGGCAACAGCGGCCCCACCACGAUUGGAGGCGCCUUCUUCCGCAGCAUCGGGCACCCGUCCCCCUGGAUGAUCACCGUUGCUGCCAGCUCCCAUGGGCGCAACUACAUGACAGAUAUCACCGUCAACGGGGAGAAGUUUUCAGGGCGAUCGAUGGUGGGGACGGGCGAGGGGGAGCUGAUUUUGGGGAGGAACGGAGUGAAGGCUGGAGGGAACUCUUGGAUGGCGGGUGUGUGUGCGUCAGGCACCCUCGACCCAGCCAAGGUCUCUGGCAAGAUCGUGGUGUGUCGGCGCAUAUCCCAGUUUGGAGGGUGGAGUUCCGAGGAUAUCCUCCCUAUUAGCAUCACCGUUAAGAAGGCUGGCGCUGCUGGUGUGAUCAUAUACAACGCGGAUAAGGCGGACCGGGUGGUGGCUGUGCUUCACCCAAUCCCAGCCUGCCACCUGGACCGGUACACUGGCAAGCGGCUCGUGAAGCUUCUGGGAAACUCUACAGGGGUAAAGGCCACCAUAUCAGCCUCAUACGUGAAGCAGCUGCCAGCACCCACCAUCACGUCCUUCUCCUCCACGGGGCCCAACGUGGACCCCGUGCUGGACGCCAGGGAGGGCGGCAAGUACUCGUUCGGGUACAACGACAUCUUAAAGCCCGACAUCACCGCGCCGGGGCUCGAGGUGUGGGCCGGGUGGACGCAGUCACCCUUCCAGGAGCCCUAUGGGAUUGCUUCAGGCGUGGUCCCUGCAGCUUCCAUGUCACACCUCAUGAUCAGCGGCACAUCCAUGUCCUGCCCACACAUCUCCGGCCUAGCUGCAAUCAUCAAGGGGAAGUACCCCAACUGGUCGCCUUUUGCCCUCAAAUCCGCGCUCAUGACCACGGCGUACACCCUAAACAACCGCAACAAGCCCAUAUACUCGGCCGGGCAGCUACGAGCAGCAGACCCCUUUGACUACGGCACGGGCCAUGUGGACACGUUUAAAGCCCUGGACCCAGGGCUAGUGUACGACUCUACAGUGCUGGAGAAUGUGAAGUUUCUUAUAGCGGUGGAUUCAGUGGAUGUAAAGCAGACCUCCGCAUAUUGGGCAGUUUCGAAGGAUAAAAGGACUCCUCUUGCCCACCCGUAUGAUUUGAACCAGCCAAAUAUUGCUCCGCCGAGGUCGCCGUCGAAGCCGCCCGAUGCGGCAGCGAAGUUCCUCGCGCACUCGCGGAGCAUGCCGCCUUUCCGCAACCCCGCGGCCGCUGGCGGGGCGGGCGCAGGCGGAGGCGGAGCGGGAGGCCUCGCUUCCCCGCUCCCCACGGCUCUCUCGUCCUCCUCCUCCGCCUCCGCUACCCCGAUAUUUAACGACGAGCCGACUAGCGACAUUCACAUCGAGAUCUUAAACCGUAAAGGGGAGCUACACGCUGUUCUCAAUCUCCACACCUCCGUGCUCCGCGAGCAGAGCGACUACUUCUUCAACGCGCUCGCGAAGCGCGCCGUGCGCGACCCGAUCCAGGGCGCGACGAUCUCGCACGACGCCGCGGGGACCACCUUCACGAUCCAGGCCAGCGGGCACGUGGCAGACCCCGACGCUUACGUCUCAACCUUCCGCAUGUUUUACCUAGAAGAAGAGGAGCUUCCCGAUGAGAUCCAGUGCUUAGGCUCCGUGUGGCGCGUUCUCGAAACCCUAGUAGUUUCGUCAGAGCUGCAGUUUCACAUGUGCACGAGCGCGUGCGUGGAUUAUCUCGAAUCUGUACCGUGGAACGACGAUGAGCUGGAGGAGAUCCUACGGCUGGUAUCGCAGCUGGAGCAUCUGCAGGACGCGCGGCCGAUCCUGGACCGUCUGCCGGUGCGCACGUGGGAUGAGGAGAGCAUCUCCGACGCGCUUCGGAUCCUGCUCAUCCGCGCCGUCGCGUUUCACGACAGCCGCCAGGGCGAGGGGAAGGCGGAGGGGGAAGAGUCCGCGGGGAGGGGGGCGGCGGGGGCGGGAAGGGGCGGCGGAAAGGCGGCAGAGGUGGCUCCGGGGACGAUCGAGUGCCGAGAGGCGGCGAGCGCGAUUCUGCGGAACCGCCAUGAGCCGACGCUUAGUCUUAAGACCAAGAAGGCUGUUCUUAGAGAAACGUUUGUCGAUCUCCUACAGUGUCUUUGGUCGGAGCAGCGGGAGUUAAAGCGCAGAAACUCGUCGUGCACGCGCGCCGCCGCGGCUGCUAUGGCGGGAGCUGGAGCGGGCGGGGGCGCGGGAGGCGGAGCGCCGAGCCCGUCCCCGCGCACCCCUAGAGACGCUCCGCUUCCUGUCCCCGCCACGUCCCCCGCAGGGGCGCGCGGGGAAGCCUCCCCCGCCGCGCAGCAUGACGCCCCCGCGCCGUCCCCGCGCCCGCGGGGGGAGGAGCAGGCAGGCGGGGCCGGGGGGGGCUGA